Panicum virgatum (switchgrass) is the source of this 586-nucleotide messenger RNA. RefSeq lists its product as uncharacterized. Lineage: Eukaryota; Viridiplantae; Streptophyta; Magnoliopsida; Poales; Poaceae. The coding region runs from base 116 to 358 and encodes 80 amino acids. The record is from RefSeq and is a predicted model, not a curated record. The transcript has a single exon.
CAUCACACGCUGCAGUUGAAGAGGUAGCCACGAGCAAAGAAGCCGGCGAGGCAGCUAGUUGUGCGAGCGAGUUUAUUUGAGCCUUGUGCCUGCGACCGGGAGAGAGAGCGCUAGGAUGGCGUCUCUGCAGCUCGGCCUGUACACCGGCGGCAGCAGCCGGAGGAGGGUCCAUGCCAGCAGGAGCGGCGGCCGGUCGGCGGCGGCGGUGAAGCAGCUGCUGUCGAGGCUGAGGUCCACGUGGAGGCGGAGGCGCGCGGCGCGGCCGAGGCGGGCCGCGCCGAGCUUCGGCUACGACCUGCACAGCUACUCCCAGAACUUCGACGACGGCCUUGCCUCCUCCGGCCACCGCCGCUUGUAGCAAGCUUGCCAUGCUUCUCACGGGGAGGCUAGUAGAGUUCUAGUGUGUGUAGGUGGUACUAGCUUAUUUCUAGUUAUUAUGAUUAUUAGGCUAAUCGGCUUGGCUAGCUCAGCUCGUGCAGUCUUUUGUACAGGAUCACUUGCUUCUUCAGUGUAAUCAGCUACAUAUACAUGUAUAUAUUAACACAUACCCUUAAAUACAUAAUUAACAUGAUCUAGUUGCAAUAGA